AUGUCCAAGACCAAAGCUCAGCUGAAGGAACAGAAGCGAGAGAAGAAUAGGAGGAGCUAUCACAAGAAUAAAGAUUCCAUUAAUGCUCGAAGAAGAGAGAGAUACAAGGUACAACAUAGGGAGCUACAAAACCAGGGAAAGCUCUCUAAACCGAAGAAAUCAGAAAGCUCCCCUGCCGCAAAAGCUACGCCCGUCGUAAACCGUCCCCCGGAAACGCCAGUGUCUAAAGAAAUGCGCCUGUCCAAACUUCGCGUACACCAUGCAUGUGAGAAGGUUCGGGAACUUGGGAAACGGGUCACGUACCUCUGCGGCCGCUCACCAUUGGAGUUUUUGGAGACUGUCUGCACCAAUUUCAUUAGCAAUCGCACCGUGGAUGCCAGCGCUGCUCGAAAGACCAUAGCUAUCCACUACGAGAAGUUUGCCGCGAUUCGGGACCAAAUCGCAGCGCACCAGGCGACUGUGCUGGAGCUGGAGGGCAUCUCAGACUCGUGGAGGGCCAUUGAAUCGCUGAUGGAGCCGGUGCGCAAGAUAUGUAACUCGUUGGACGAAAUUGAGUGCGAGGCGGGCAUCGACGCUGAUCUUCUGAUUGACGACUUCAAUACAGGCGAGCUCGGUUUUCAAAAGGAUGUUAUUGAAUUGCCCAAAUAUUAA
This is a messenger RNA of Coprinopsis cinerea okayama7#130, 651 nucleotides long. RefSeq lists its product as hypothetical. The transcript is spliced from 3 exons. Bases 1 to 651 code for a protein of 216 amino acids. The record is from RefSeq and is a predicted model, not a curated record. NCBI's taxonomy places the organism in Eukaryota, Fungi, Basidiomycota, Agaricomycetes, Agaricales, Psathyrellaceae.